Lotus japonicus is the source of this 432-nucleotide messenger RNA. RefSeq names its product mRNA 3'-end-processing protein RNA14-like. The record is from RefSeq and is a predicted model, not a curated record. The transcript has a single exon. The coding region runs from base 1 to 432 and encodes 143 amino acids. Lineage: Eukaryota; Viridiplantae; Streptophyta; Magnoliopsida; Fabales; Fabaceae.
AUGAGCCUCGCCAGUGAUAGCCUUCUCACCGCUUUUGAGAAGAAAAAGAACAUCCGGUUUUCUCCUCUAGCCAACUUGAAAGGCAACAAAACAUCCUCAUCAACAACUUCGGCUGGCGAGAAACGGGCUCCUGGCGAGGGAUCCUCUCGGCCACCCCCUAAAAAGCCGUGCCUCUUGUCUGCUGCUGCUUCCUCCGGCGAGAAAAGCAUCCCCAUUACUUCAGCAGCUUCCCAUGGGUCUAGGGAGGCUCUUGGGGUGGAACAACCCAGCGCCUGGGGUGACCUUAUCAGUAGGUCGCCCCCCAAUGGGGCAGGUGUCCUGCCGAUUUCUGGUCAAAGCUCGAUGCCAAACACCAAUCUACCGCCGCCUCCUCCCUCGGGUCACAAUCCGCCCCCGCCUCCAGGUUCCGUAAAUCAAGGAUUGCCCUACUAA